Molecule: messenger RNA, 5023 nt
Organism: Haliotis rufescens (red abalone)
Lineage: Eukaryota; Metazoa; Mollusca; Gastropoda; Lepetellida; Haliotidae
Product: zinc finger protein 835-like
Exons: 4
Coding region: 96-2576 (826 amino acids)
Biological process (GO): regulation of transcription by RNA polymerase II
Cellular component (GO): nucleus
Molecular function (GO): DNA-binding transcription activator activity, RNA polymerase II-specific; RNA polymerase II cis-regulatory region sequence-specific DNA binding
Source: RefSeq, a predicted model, not a curated record
CGGAAGAGGGUAAUUGGAGGCUCCACACGAAUACUCCGCCAUGUCAAAUUUCCAAGGGUGAAAUCUGCGACAAGCAGCACCUAUACGACAACAGUAUGGCCAAGCAGUCCAUUUCGACUAUACAAGAAAAGAUUGUAGGAAUAGAAGCUGUUUUUUCCACUCUUGGAUCAGGGGAACGUGAGAAUGCUGUUGGAUUGCUGGAGGAAUACCUACAGAAGCUCCGAGGUCAGAUCAAAACUCCCGAAUCAGGUCCAACUGAAUCCCGCUCUGUGAAGGCGGAGACUGUCCCCGUGAAGACUGAGAAAGAUCAUCAGCAAGAGGAUGGUGCGAAGACUUCAGGGGAAGUUCCCAAAGUCACCAAAUCCCGCAGGAAACAGAAUGUUGCACCACCUGUCCAUAAACCAACUGAAGAAGUUAAGGUAUCGUCGCGAGGAAGGAUGACAAAGUUGCGUCAAAGUUAUGCUGACUCUGAUUGUGAAGACGAUGGUGUUGGUUUUGAUGAUGUGCCUAAACCCAAACCAAUGCCCAACAAGCGAGGAAGGCCACCAGGCAGCGGAAAGGCCAAACAAGCAGCUGUGGUGAAGAUGGAGAUGAGGAGGGUGAUGGAAGCAGACAUGGAGCUUGAGGAUAAACCUGACACUCUUGCAUCCCGAAGAAGAGGGAGGAAAAAGCGUAAAAUGAAAUCCAUGUUUAAUGCAUCUAAAACAAAGCGAUUGUAUGUUCAGAAGAAGAAGUUUGUGUGUAAAGCUUGUGGGAUGGAGUUUAAACAUUACAAAUCAAUGGCUGUUCAUAUUCGAUCACAUGGCAACAAUCUCCUGUCGUGUCGGCACUGCAAACGUGAGCUUCAGAACGAGGUAGAACUUCUGCAUCACGACUGUCAGAAACUCUCGGCUGUCAGUUAUACGUGUCCCUCGUGUGGUGAGAAGUUCACGAAGAAGAAACAUUGUAAGGUGCACAUGUUAGAAACACACAACCUCAAAUACAACAAAGUGAUGGGGAGGAGCACGAAGAACAUUUGUCGUUUCUGUAACAGGACAUUCGUGCGGAAAGUGUCCCUGUUUAUGCAUUAUAAGACCCAUGCUGAGACUUCAUUUGUGUGUUUGAAGUGUGGAGAGAUUUGUGAAGACUUUGCCAUAUACACAGAGCAUAUGCUUGAACACGACAAGGCCGCAUCAUUUGACUGUGAUAAAUGCGGCGCGACGUUCGAGCGUCAGCAGCAGUACCUACAGCAUCUGGUGGGGCACAGGAAGUAUGACUGUCCGGACUGCAACAUGUGCUUCACACGGAACAAGGAACUUCUACGUCACCGCCGCAUCAUCCACGGCGACCUGCCCCAGCCAGAGCUGAAGAAGUUCGAGUGCUAUGUGUGUUUCAAGAAGUUUCAGCGUCCGAUGCAGCUGGAGAUCCACAUGAGGAUACACACAGGCGAGCGGCCAUUAGAGUGCGCUACGUGUCAGCUCUCGUUCCGGACAACGAAGGCCCUUGCCAAACACCGGCAGACCUACAAUCACUGUCUGAAGGCGGGGCUGUCCACACAGGAGAAGAAAUACCUGUGUUCAGAAUGUGGCAAAGCUUACUUCAGGAAACAGGCCCUGCAGCGCCACAUCCGUUACCACACCGGGGACAAGCCCCACACCUGCCAGUACUGCGGCUACAAGUGUCGGGAACAGAAUAAUCUGAAGCGACACAUCGCACUGCACUUUGAGAAUCUUCGCAACUUCAUCUGUGAGGUGUGCGGGGCCGCUUUUCACGCCAAGAAGACGCUGGAGAUGCAUCAUAAGUACAAGCACACCGAGAUCAGGGACUUCCCCUGCCACGAGUGCCACAUGUCCUUCAAGGCCAAGAACGCCCUGAGGCGCCACAUCAAGACGCACGAGAAGACCAAGGACCAUAAGUGCUGGUGUGGCUCAGCUUUCGGACGCAUGUACAAUCUCCGACGCCAUAUGAGGAUGGUGCAUGGCGACGAAGAGUCACUUCCACCCGUUAGGAAAGUCGCAGUUCUUGAUGCAGCAAAUGCAAUCAAACAGGCAAUAAAAUCUCCUCCCGCCAAAAAGAGAAUGUACAAACUGAAACAAAUCCCGAUUGUGACUUCUGUGGCUUCUGACCACGAGACGAUCAUCAUGAAUGUCGUGUCGGACCAGAUGACAGAAGCAGCCCACAGCUCCCAGGCACCCAUCUACACCCUCCCCCAGCAGCAUCAACAAGUAGCAUCACACAUGGGGGAGGAACAGCAGCAACAGCAACAACAGCAACAGCAACAGCAGCAGCAUAACAUGGUCUAUGAGACGGUGACCAUGCCACCGUCCAUGGUGGCAUAUCAUCACAAUGCCCCUCCUCCCCCACCUAUUGGUGCUGAAACUGUCGUGGACAAUCGGGCUCAACAGCAGCAGCAGCAACAGCAACAGCAGCAGCAACAGCAACAUCAACAGGCUGACUACUACAACAACCCAAGCAUGUUGGAAGCACAGGCUAAUGACUACAACAACCCCUACAUGUACAUACAGAACGUCCUCCUGCCGUCGGUGGCUAUGGCCGGGCUACUGGACCUGUCACAUGCUCCUCCACCCAAACAGUGAUACCCGGACAGCCACAGCUGUAGAUACAGGGCAGUCUCAUUGAAAUCAAAUGUUUUACUCUAGAAGGUGAAGUCUAAAUGGAGGAUGUGUGAUUCUAGAGCCAAUUGAUCAUACUUGCUUCUUGGUGUCUUCCACUUGAUGUAUCCACAGGACUAUACUGGUGCUGCCUUUAUCAGUUACAUUCGGAACUGACUGAUUAACUUCAUUUUCAAUAUAGGCUUGUCUGAAUGCUUCACUCAUUGGCACCAAAAAUUUAGAAUCAUCAAUGUUCAUUGGCUGAUUAGAAAGUUCAUCAGACGCGGCUUUCUUUGAUGUCGCACUGAGGUGUUGUAUCAGAGUAAAAGAUCUGAUUGUGAUGAGAUUGUAUACAGGGCAUCCCCCAGCCUACAGAGUGCUACAUUUCACAUGCGUUUCAAACUAACGUUCAGAAAAUCCUACAAUGUGAUUCCUCUUACAAAUGUGAUAUUUCCAGAAGAAAACUUGCAUAUUUCUGGCUUUAAAAUCAUAUUCAUGUGUUGCCAAAAAUAUACUUUUUGUUUACCUCUCCAGGACAGGGUGCGUGGGAGGGUGGGGGUGUUUGUUUGGGGAUACAGUCUGGAGGGACAUUGAUGAUAUGACUGAUGGGGACUGGCUUUGUUUUGCAUGACAUUAAACAUACUUAGUGAUUGUAAAAUUAUGAAAAAGUGUGCACAGAUAUAUUCCUCUUCUAGAAUAGGGGGCGGUUGGGUAGCCUUGUGGUUAAAGCGUUCGGAAGACACGGGUUCGAUUCCCAACAUGGGUACAAUAUGUGAAGCCCAUUUCUGGUGUCUCCCGCCGUGAUAUUCCUGGAAUAUUAAUAAAAGCGGCGUUAAACCAUACUCACUCACUCACUCUACUAGAAUAAGAACAGGCAAUAGAAAAUAUGUGAAGGUCUGAUGUUGUGUGCAGAUACUGCUGAGGAGAUCUGGAGGAGGAUGCCGGGGAAUGCCAAGGUCAACAUGGUAGCCUCACUACGACUGAUCUCUCAUGACUCAAUUAGGUCUCUCUCUGUUGUUUCAGCUCCUUGAUUUAACACAUAAUGAUAAAUACUUGCCAUUUUCUGGGGCAAACUGUUGCAUCAGCACACACAACAGUGCAACAGCUGAUACAAGAAGCAGCAACUACUGGUGUAAAGGCAGGACCUUAUUGAUGUCAUGCAUAAAAGAACACUCAUUCUCCUGAAUAUCAGUAGUCCAGAACAUUAAUGGUUUUCAAGUCAAAUGCCCCAAAUAUCCCCAGUAGAGAUACCUCAGCUUAUUGAUCCAUCAACAUCAUUACUGCGACUGCUCCAUCUUCAAUACUUGCAGGACCACGAACCUCCUCGUCGUCGCCAGUAGUCCCAGCAUUCUCUACUGCCGCAGUAUCACUCGUAACCUCCACUUAUGUCGUAUUGCCAGCUCAUAGACUUCUUUUGAAAGGAAUGUCAGCGUGUGUUAUUUUGUUUUCAAUGUACAUACAGCAGUGUAUAUACCAUGUUUGUUAGAAAUGCAUGCUUAAGUUUGGAGAAUAUCAUUCUGGUGUUGAGUACAUAUGUACUUGGACCAGACCGUUGCUGCCCGGGAAGACAGCUAUAGUCAGGAACUAUCUUCUGUUGUUUGGUACUUGUUUAGAUUUGUGGUUUCUAUGGUAACUGACCGGGUUUGAACAAGGUUGCACCGUUAUGUUCAGUUUUUUCAGCAUGUUAUUUUAUAUGCUGCAUAGUAUGUUUCCAGUAUUGCAUUAUUCUCAAAAUCUGUCAAGCAUAUUAUUUUUUUUGUUUUUUAAAUAUACACCAGUGGAUCAACAAAAGCUGCACACAGUUGCAAAAAGUCACUUUCCAUGUUGAGUACAUAAUGUCAAGAGAUUUAUGUUGUUUGAGUUGAAAGGCUUUGGUAUUUGCCACAAUGCAAUGAACUCUGUUACUCUGUAUGGGAUGGUUCCCCAUGAUGGAUUGACUCACCACUGGUGUAGAGUAAUGUCCCUUUGUAGAUACAUGACUGUUCCCAGUUGGCCAGAUUAAUGAGGGGUAUCCAGACUAACAGGGUUUCACUGUAGCUCACCUGAUGCAGGACAACAUGCUACAGAAGGUGAGCUUGGGGACAAUUAGGGGCUGAGGAGGAAAUGUGUUGAGUAUGUGUUGGCAUGGAUGCUGACUGUAUAGAGUGUCGAUAGUGUAAGUAUUUAGAUGUGUGAAGUAUUAUAUAGAGACUGUCCCAUAACCUGAGUACUGUAGUGACGUGCAUGGUAACGUCCUGUGAAGGAUGCAAAUAUCAUAUUGAUAUUAUCAUUAAGGUACCUUUGUUUGGUCGGAUGGUUGUUCCAGAUAACAGCAUUAGCUUAUGAGGACCGAUACGGAUUAGGUAACACUUCGAGGAUGUAGUAGUUUCUGUAGGGCAUAAAUGUUAUAUCCCUGUAAACAUGGUAAAUGUUUUGUAUUAAAUUGAAAUAUU